AUGUCUGACCAACCAUAUAAUCAAGACAAAUUGGCUCAAGACUUCGAACAGGCGUCUAUUGGGAAUCAGCCAGAUCAAUCCCAACAACAACAACAACAACAACAAAACUACUAUAAUCCAAACAAUGCACAAGCAUUCGUUCCUCAAGGUGGAUUCCAACAAUCCUACAAUCAAUACCAACAAGGCGGAUAUCAACCAAACUAUAAUCAAUACCAACAAGGUGGGUACCAACAAAACUAUAAUCAAUAUCAGCAAGGUGGUUACCAGCAGAAUUAUAACGGAGGAGGAGGUUAUCAACAAAACACUAGAGGUGGCUAUCAACAAAACACUAGAGGGGGAUAUCAACAAUAUAACAAUAGAGGCGGCUACCAACAAUACAGCAACAGAGGUGGCUAUCAACAAUAUGACCAGCAACAGCAACAACCUCAACAACAACAGCAACCACAAGGAAUGUCAUUAGCUGACUUUGAAAAGCAAAAGGCAUCGCAACAAUCAUCCUUGAAUAAACCAAAAAGAACUCUCAAAUUGGCCCCAUCCUCAGGAAUCAAAUUGGCAAAUGCAACCAAGAAGGAAGCACCAAAGGAGGAAACUCCUAAGGAAGAAGCAUCACCUGCUCCAGAGCCAGCCAAACAAGAAAAAAAGGAAGCAGCCCCACAAACCCCUGCCGUCGAACAAAAGACAGAAGCUGCUCCAGUGUCCACUCCGGAGCCGGUUGCUUCUCCAGCUCCAGCUGCAACUCCUUCAUCGGUACGUAUUUCAGCAACUCCUUCAGUGAAGGAAGGCAGCCCUGCUGUUCUCCAAUCUUCUGACUCACUUGCACGUGAACAAGAAGAUGAAGUUGAUGAAGAAGUCGUUAAGGAUAUGUUUGGGGGUAAAGAUCAUGUUUCCAUUAUUUUUAUGGGUCAUGUCGAUGCUGGUAAGUCCACCAUGGGAGGUAAUAUUCUUUACUUAACUGGUUCUGUUGAUAAACGUACUGUUGAUAAGUAUGAACGUGAAGCAAAAGAUGCUGGUAGACAAGGUUGGUAUUUAUCAUGGGUUAUGGAUACUAAUAAGGAAGAAAGAAGUGAUGGUAAGACUAUUGAAGUUGGUAAAGCUUAUUUCGAAACUGAAAAGAGAAGAUAUACCAUUUUGGAUGCCCCAGGACACAAGAUGUAUGUCUCAGAAAUGAUUGGUGGUGCUUCUCAAGCUGAUGUUGGUAUUUUAGUCAUCUCUGCUAGAAAGGGUGAAUAUGAAACCGGUUUUGAAAAAGGUGGUCAAACUAGAGAACAUGCAUUAUUGGCAAAGACUCAAGGUGUUAACAAGAUCGUCAUUGUUGUCAACAAGAUGGAUGACCCAACUGUCAACUGGUCUGAAGAACGUUAUAAUGAAUGUACCACUAAAUUAGCCACUUUCUUGAAAGGUAUUGGAUACAACAAAGAUGACAUUGUUGCUAUGCCAGUCUCGGGAUAUACUGGUGCUGGUUUGAAGGAUAGAGUUGGCGACGUAUGUCCAUGGUACACUGGUCCUGCAUUAUUAGAAUAUUUGGACAACAUGGAAACUGUCAAUCGUAAGAUCAAUGGUCCAUUUAUGAUGCCAGUUUCUGGUAAGAUGAAGGAUAUGGGUACUGUUGUUGAAGGUAAGAUUGAAUCUGGACAUAUCAAGAAAGGUGGACAUUUAUUAUUAAUGCCUAAUAAGACUAAUGUUGAAGUUUUGACCGUCUACAACGAAACAGAACAAGAAUGUGAAAGUGCAUACUGUGGUGAACAAGUUAGAUUAAGAUUAAAGGGGGUUGAAGAAGAAGACUUACAGCCGGGUUACGUUUUGACUUCUCCAAAGUUCCCAGUUAAAACUGUGACCAAGUUUGAAGCUCAGAUUGCUAUUGUCGAAUUGAAAUCCAUUUUAUCAAACGGGUUCUCUUGUGUCAUGCACUUGCAUACAGCCAUCGAAGAAGUCAAGUUUGUUGAAUUGAAACAUAAAUUGGAAAAGGGGACAAAUAGAAAAUCAAAGAAACCGCCUGCAUUUGCCAAGAAGGGUAUGAAGAUCAUCGCUGUCUUGGAAGUGAAUGAACUAGUUUGUGCCGAAACUUACCACGAUUAUCCUCAAUUGGGUAGAUUCACUUUAAGAGAUCAAGGUACCACCAUUGCAAUUGGUAAGAUCACUAAAUUAUUGUAA
Messenger RNA from Hemisphaericaspora subhashii, 2151 nucleotides. RefSeq names its product translation termination factor GTPase eRF3 (gene SUP35). Lineage: Eukaryota; Fungi; Ascomycota; Pichiomycetes; Serinales; Debaryomycetaceae. Gene Ontology annotation, molecular function: GTP binding; translation release factor activity; GTPase activity. Gene Ontology annotation, biological process: nuclear-transcribed mRNA catabolic process, deadenylation-dependent decay; translation; translational termination. The record is from RefSeq and is a predicted model, not a curated record. The transcript has a single exon. Gene Ontology annotation, cellular component: translation release factor complex. Bases 1 to 2151 code for a protein of 716 amino acids.